AACCCUCUUCUUCUUUCUUUAAACUAUAAACUUAAAUAAAAUAUAAUACUUCUUCCACACUAUUUUGGAGCAAAAAAGAAACUAUAUAACAACAAUAUGUUUUCUAAUCGUUAAAUUAUCUUCUAGAUUUCUCCCUUCUCUCUGAUUAUAUUCUUCCUUCCUUUCUUAAAGAUUCAGAAAAUCAUCCAAAAUCAAGAACCAAAAACUUUUUUCAAGAACACCCUUUUGUUUAAAAUCAUGAUUUGUUCAGUGGGUUUCAGUGGAAACCCUUCAUUACCCAAUGUCCAAAAUUUCAAAAAAAACCAAUCUUUAGUAUGUUUGAACAAGUCUUUUUCAUGUUGUCACCAGCAAAAUCCUUGUCCAGCAUUUCCCAAUGUCCAAAAUUUCAGAAAAAAUCAAUCUUUUUCAUGUUGUUAUCAGCAAAAUGAUUGCCCCAAGAACACCAUUGACAAACUAUGGAAGCCCAAAACUCAUUUGAUAAAGAUAUUAGCAGCUCAACAAGUUGAGCAACUUCCUAAUAAGGCAAAGAAAAAAGUGUUCUUUGAGGAGAAAAAGAAUGGUAUUUCUCAAAUGGAGAGUCAACAUAUGUCAAUAUUGUGUGGGGUUGGAUAUUGGGUACAGGGGUUUAGGUGUUUUCCUUGGUUGGCUCUUAACUUUCAUAUGGCAGAUGGAAUGAAUAUGCAUCCAUCAACAUUGCAGCUUGUGCAAAAUUUUGGGAAUUUACCUAUGGUUGCUAAGCCUAUUUAUGGAAUUUUGUCUGAUGCUGUUUAUAUUGGUGGUGCUCAUAGAAUACCUUAUAUUUCACUUGGAGUUUUCCUCCAAGUUUUGGCGUGGGGUCAAUUGACAUUAACCUCAGCUGCUAGUGAAGCGCUUCCUGCUAUUAUGGCAUGUGUUCUUCUUAGCAACGUUGGAGCAUCCAUUACAGAAGUUGCCAAAGAUGCUCUAGUGGCUGAAUAUGGCCAAAGAAACAGAAUGCCCGGUCUACAAUCUUAUGCAUUUAUGGCUUCAGCUGCUGGUGCAAUUUUAGGUAACUUGAUCGGAGGAUAUUUCCUACUCAAAACACAACAACCUAAGUUAAUGUUUCUUGCCUUUUCUGUUCUGCUUGCUUUGCAAUUAGUAGUAACUUCAGCUACCAGAGAAGAGUCACUUGGUUUAGCUCAAUCAUCGAAUUAUUCUGUUGUUAGGGAACCAAUCACGGAAAUAUUUAGAAAACAGUAUUCGGAUCUUAUGGUAGCAGUUCGAGAAGAAAGUAUUGGUCGUCCUCUUAUGUGGAUUGCUAUGUCAAUUUUAGCAGUCCCGGUCCUCUCGGGAUCAAUCUUUUGUUAUCAGACACAAUGCCUAAAUCUUGAUCCAUCAGUUAUUGGGAUGUCAAAGGUGAUAGGUCAAUUGAUGCUUCUUUCUUUGACAGUCCUUUAUGACCGGUUUGGCAAAAGGGUUCCGAUGAGAAAACUAAUUGGUCUUGUGCAAAUUACAUAUGCUGCUUCUCUUCUUCUUGACCUUGUACUCGUUAAGCAGCUUAAUCUCAAAUUGGGAAUUCCAAAUGAAUGGUUUGCUCUCUGCUUCUCGGGUCUAGCGGAAACCAUUGCAAUAUUUAAGCUCUUGCCAUUCCAUGUGCUGUUUGCAAGUUUGGCUCCAUCCGGAAGUGAAGGAUCUCUCAUGUCUUUCUUGGCGUCAGCUCUGUGUUUUUCAUCAGUAUUUAGUGGGUUUCUCGGUGUCGCUUUAGCUACUUGCCUUGGUAUAACGUCUGGUAACUACUCGAGUCUGCAUAUUGGGAUUGUUAUCCAGUUUGUUGCGGCGUUACUGCCACUGGGAUGGCUCAGUUAUGUCCCUAUGGCUCAACCUGCAACUGAAAAGGGAAGGAAGAGAAGGCAAAGUAAAAGGACGAGAAAAUAUAGAAGGGUAGGGAGAGUAGUAGUUGAUUCGUUCUAUUCUUAUAGACGCAAAAGAGAAUCUGAUUUAGAUGAGAAUCCAUUGCUGACUAAAUGAAGAAAUUGUUCAUGUGCUACUCAUGACUGGUCUCUGGUACUUGGUGGAACUCGGUUCCUCUUGCAGCGAUUUUGAUCAAUUGUUUCUCGG
This is a messenger RNA of Lycium ferocissimum, 2076 nucleotides long. RefSeq names its product probable folate-biopterin transporter 8, chloroplastic. Bases 238 to 1986 code for a protein of 582 amino acids. Gene Ontology annotation, cellular component: membrane. The transcript has 2 exons. NCBI's taxonomy places the organism in Eukaryota, Viridiplantae, Streptophyta, Magnoliopsida, Solanales, Solanaceae. The record is from RefSeq and is a predicted model, not a curated record.